UUAUCCCCCCCCCCACCCCCCCGGGCGAGUCGGGAGCCCCCGCUGUUGCCCCGGUGAUUGAUGAGGACGGUUCCGGAGCCGGCGAGUGCGGCCCGCGCGGCCCCAGCGCUCCGAUACAGGCGCUGGCGUUGGAAGAAGGUGUUGUACGAGCGGCAGCCGUUCCCCGAUAAUUAUGUGGAUGGGAGUUUCCUGGAGGAACUGCGGAAGAACAUUUAUGUACGGCAGUACCAGUAUUGGUCGGUGGUGCUUGAAUCCAGUGUAGUUAUCCAGCAGCUCUCCAGUGUUUGUGUAUUUGUCGUUAUCUGGUGGUACAUGGACCAGACCCGUCUCUCCCCUCAGCAGCUCUUUGGCUGUGGGCUGAUCAUCUAUCUGCUCGGCUACCUCCUGUUUGACCUCAUCGACCUCGGAGAAGGACGAAUGCACAAUGGGCGUACAAGGUGGGCUGACCUAAAGAGCACUGUUGUCUUUGUGACAUUCACCUAUGGAUUUUCACCAGUCCUCAAAACCCUGACGGAAUCCAUCAGCACUGACACCAUCUAUGCCAUGUCUGUCUUCAUGCUGUUGGGUCACCUGAUAUUCUUCGAUUACGGAGCCAAUGCAGCCAUUGUCUCAAGCACACUCUCACUGAAUAUGGCCAUCUUCGCCUCGGUGUGCCUGGCUUCUAGAUUGCCCAGCUCCCUCCACGCCUUUGCCACCGUCACUCUAGCCAUCCAGAUCUUCGCGCUGUGGCCGAUGUUCCAGAAGAAGCUGAAGGCCCGUGCCCCUGGCAGCUACCUGGCAGUCACCGUGGUCUAUGCCCUGGCCGCGGCGCUCGGCCUCCUGACCGUCUCGCCCACUGCUGCCGUCCUCUUCGCUUUGCUGCUCCUGGUGGUGGCUUUCCUAUGCCCUCACUACCUCGUCACUCUGCAGUCCUCGAAAGACAACAUCCAUGGCCCCUGGGACGAAGCUGAAAUCAAGGAAGACUUGUCCAGGUUCCUAGGUUAGUGGAACAUCAGGAGCAGGUCCUGGUUCAGGGGUGUGCCUGGGGGAGGGACUGAGACCCUCCCCCACAUACCAGUUGGUCUCAGUCUCAUCUAGCCUAACAAAACAUUCCUCCUCCAACCCACACCAUAUAUUUAAAAAAAUACUCACCCGCAGAUGGCGGAAACCUGACAAAAACACAGAAUGUGCUGGAACCUCGACAUGUUGGGCAAGGACUGUGGAGGGAGAAACAUAGACCCCCAGAAUUUGAUCCAAGGCUCUAACCAUUCCUCUCUGUGGAUGCUGCCUGACCUCCUAAGUGUUUCCAGCACUCCCAGUGCGCCUCCCCUGACCUCUGGUACUUGUUUGUGGGUGCAGAGUCCUCGCCCUCCCUGUGACCUCAUAGGUCUUUCCCCCUUCCCUGGUGCUCUGCUUUCCUCCCACUUGUGGGCCAGUGAGCUAAUUGCCCCAGUGUGCAGGUAAGGAAUAGAAUGGGGGGGGGGGGGAUUCAAUGGGGCCACCGUGGGGAAGGAUAAAAUGGGUUAGUGUGAAUGGGUGGUUGGUCAGCAUGGUUUCAGUGGGCAGACGAGCCGGGUUUCACAUCAGAACCAAGUGUCCAGGCCUGACCAAUCUUCAUUCAGCUCCAGCAAGCAGCCCUCAUUUAACAGUGGCUCACACACAAGGCAACGUGGAUGUUCCUCAGAUCCCUGGACCGAGCACUGUCAAGCGGAGCAGGAGCAGUUGACCCAGCCAAGAAGGGGAGGUGAAACCCUUGCAUUAUACAACCAUGGCUGGGAGCUGCCCAACAGCUAUUCGGCAGAUCGUUGCUGGCCCGUCUGCAGCCACAGAAGUCAGGUGAUGAUGCAACAGGGACUUCUCAAAGUACCAAAAGACUGCUUGGACAUCUUAUGUUAGCGGCAGCUUAUAGCCUGGGUUUGACCAAGGUUCUGCGGAAGAAUCAGCAACUUUCACUCUUGCCCGUGCCGCUCAAGGGAACUUCAAGAUGUAUGCUUAUCAAAAUCCCUCUCUCUACUCUAUUACUCCACUGCUUCUGGUCUUUCUCAAGUUGAGACUCCAACCAGAGUACUGGAGUGGGAUUGCAGUUCUCUCCAUUCCACGUGUUGGAAUUCACCCAGCCAAGGAACAGCCUCUCCUUUGGGGAUUUUGUUCACAUUAUUUUUAUAUAUUUUUAUAAUUCUAUCUUUAAAUAUUUGUUUUAUUUCAAAUUAAUAAUUUAUAAAGUUUAAUAUAGCAAUC
Hypanus sabinus (Atlantic stingray) is the source of this 2217-nucleotide messenger RNA. RefSeq names its product phosphatidylinositol glycan anchor biosynthesis, class C (gene pigc). Gene Ontology annotation, biological process: GPI anchor biosynthetic process. NCBI's taxonomy places the organism in Eukaryota, Metazoa, Chordata, Chondrichthyes, Myliobatiformes, Dasyatidae. The coding region runs from base 61 to 984 and encodes 307 amino acids. The transcript has 8 exons. Gene Ontology annotation, cellular component: glycosylphosphatidylinositol-N-acetylglucosaminyltransferase (GPI-GnT) complex; membrane. The record is from RefSeq and is a predicted model, not a curated record.